Messenger RNA from Galeopterus variegatus (Sunda flying lemur), 2084 nucleotides. It is a transcript of the gene GSR, whose product is annotated as glutathione reductase. The transcript is spliced from 12 exons. Gene Ontology annotation, molecular function: NADP binding; glutathione-disulfide reductase (NADPH) activity; flavin adenine dinucleotide binding. The record is from RefSeq and is a predicted model, not a curated record. Gene Ontology annotation, biological process: cell redox homeostasis; cellular response to oxidative stress; glutathione metabolic process. Gene Ontology annotation, cellular component: cytosol; mitochondrion. Lineage: Eukaryota; Metazoa; Chordata; Mammalia; Dermoptera; Cynocephalidae. The annotation marks the transcript as partial.
GUGAAUGUUGGAUGUGUACCCAAAAAGGUAAUGUGGAACACAGCUGUCCACUCUGAAUUCAUGCACGAUCAUGUUGAUUAUGGCUUUCAAAGUUGUGAGGGUAAAUUUAAUUGGAGUGUUAUAAAGGAAAAGCGGGAUGCCUAUGUGAGCCGCCUGAACACCAUCUAUCAGAACAAUCUAACCAAGUCCCAUAUAGAAAUCAUCCAUGGCCAUGCCGCGUUCACACGUGAUCCCACACCCACAGUGGAGGUCAAUGGGAAGAAAUACACGGCUCCUCACAUCCUGAUUGCCACAGGUGGUGUGCCCUCGCAUCCUCAUGACAGCCAGAUCCCUGGUGCCAGCCUAGGAAUAACCAGUGAUGGAUUUUUUCAGCUGGAAGAAUUGCCAAGCCGCAGUGUCAUUGUUGGUGCAGGUUACAUUGCUGUAGAGAUAGCUGGGAUCCUCUCAGCCCUGGGUUCUAAGACAUCAUUAAUUAUACGACAUGAUAAGGUACUUAGAAAUUUUGAUUCAAUCAUCAGUUCCAACUGCACUGAAGAGCUGGAGAAUGCGGGCAUAGAGGUCCUGAAACACUCCCAGGUCAAGGAAGUUAAAAAGACUUCAUUGGGCUUGGAAAUCUCUGUGGUUACUGCAGUUCCUGGUAGGAAACCCACCUUGACCAUGAUUCCAGAUGCUGACUGCCUGCUCUGGGCCAUUGGGCGGGACCCAAAUUCCAGGGGCCUGAAUUUAAACACACUGGGGAUUCAAACUGAUGACAAAGGUCAUAUCAUAGUAGAUGAAUUCCAGAACACCAACGUAAAGGGCGUCUAUGCAGUUGGCGAUGUGUGUGGGAAAGCUCUUCUCACACCAGUUGCAAUAGCUGCUGGCCGAAAACUUGCCCAUAGACUUUUUGAAUGCAAAGAAGAUUCCAAAUUAGACUAUGACAACAUCCCCACUGUGGUCUUCAGCCACCCUCCGAUUGGGACAGUGGGACUCACGGAAGAUGAGGCCAUUCAUAAAUAUGGAAAAGAAAAUGUGAAGACCUAUUCGACCACCUUUACUCCUAUGUAUCACGCAGUUACCAAAAGGAAAACAAAAUGUGUGAUGAAAAUGGUGUGUGCCAACAAAGAGGAGAAGGUGGUUGGGAUCCAUAUGCAGGGAAUUGGGUGUGAUGAAAUGCUGCAGGGUUUUGCUGUUGCAGUAAAAAUGGGAGCAACGAAGUCAGACUUUGACAACACGGUUGCCAUUCACCCUACCUCUUCAGAAGAACUGGUCACACUUCGUUGAAAAUCCAGACAGUUGUGUGGCUGGCACCUGGACCAGCAGAACUUCUGCAGUGAACCAAAUAAUCCUAUUUCCUUACUGUUCCAGUUUUAUGUGUUUUUUAAAUUUUAAUCAGGAUCUUCUGAUAGUGGAAAGUUUUAGUAAAUAAUAGAACUUAUGUCAUCAGAAAUUUGUUCUGUAAUCCAGGAUUGAUUUUUAUUUGAUCACGUGUCACAAUCAUUAAUAUGGUAAAAGUUUUUUAUUAACAGCUCUGUACUAGUUGUUUCUUUUUUAUGUUUCAGCCUCAUCCCAAGUAUAAAACUACAUGAAGUACAAUUAAGUUAAUGUACUUGAAUGCACAUAGCUGCUAAUUUUUAUAGAGGAAGAUGAUGGCAGCUCUUCAUACUUAAAUAAUGCAAGUGCACAGAAUCUUUGUAUUUUUUUUUUUUUUGAAGCCAGUACUGUGCUCUGCAUAUUGCAAAGCUGCUUCAAGAAUGUGACCUUUCUCUAAAAGCAUGUAACAUAACAGGCCUUGUUCCCUUAUUUUAUUCUUUCUUUUGUUUUAAAUGAUUAAAAAUCAUAUUUUUAUGAGAUGAAGUGCAUCAAAUUUGGGAAAGAUUUGAGAAGGUUGGUUCAAUAUGUGAGCGACAUUUUAGACGUGAUUCCUGCUUUCAGGAGGGAGAAUUGAAGACUUCUAAGUCCCUUCUCUCCUAAGAGUUCAUAGUUCAGUGAGUAAUUUCAAUAUUUGUAUGUGUUCUUAUUAUUUUAUUUUUUUCUGAAAACUAUUCCAAAAAUUUGAAAAUAAAAUCACAGCCCUUUCUUCUUAUAAAAUUUGAUAUUAUGAA